This is a messenger RNA of Malania oleifera, 2393 nucleotides long. RefSeq lists its product as uncharacterized. The transcript has 5 exons. The coding region runs from base 400 to 1710 and encodes 436 amino acids. Lineage: Eukaryota; Viridiplantae; Streptophyta; Magnoliopsida; Santalales; Ximeniaceae. The record is from RefSeq and is a predicted model, not a curated record.
AUACUACGUGGCACAAGUCCCCAUGCGUGUCAUCCACCCCCGUCUUUCCCUUCCCUUUCUUUUCUUUCCCCUUCGUCUUCUCCCACUCGGUCAUCUCCUGCCGCGAAAAUCAACACCCUCCUCACCCCCACCUCGCCGACGAGCUAUGUGAACAACUGUUUCCACGCCUCCUCCCCCGCUCCCGCUCCCGCUCCCGCUCCCUCUCCCACUCCCACUCCCUGCCCCUCUCCUAUCGGCGGUGAUGGCGACGAAGAGCCUGCUCUCCCGGUCUUUCUCCACCUCUCUCUGAAGCGGUGACUGAUUCUCUGAAAUGGUAAUUAUUAUUUCAAUCACCACUUUGAGAUAAGGCAAGAAACUGUGGAGAACCUUUGCAAUAGACUUCAGCAUAUAUGAGUGAGCAUGGGCUCGGCUUGUUGUGUUGCUGCAAAGGACAGGACCUUAUCCAACAGAACUGGAGGGGAAACUUUGCAUAGGAAUGUCAUAUAUUCACCAUCAUGGAGCUUCCGAUGGGAUAAUCAAGGGCGUGUUAUUGGUGAAAUUGAGGAUCCUUCUUAUCAGCUGUCUCAUGGAAUCAGUAGGCAUGUGAGCAUGGAGAUGAAAGGUGAAUCAGGAUGUAACAAUUCGGAUGGGGGAAGCCCGUUGGAGAUUCUUGGAACACCUGCAUCUCAAAGGUCCCUUGCUCGCGAGGAAAUGGUUAUGAACGCAGCUACUCCUCCUUCAGAUCUAUCCAUGGCAAAUAAUCAUUCUGCAGAGGUAAAGAGUUCAACAGAAUCUCCUGAAAUCACUGGUUCAUGUGCACGAAAGCUUUCUUUUUCUGUCCCUUCAACUUCAUCUUUCUCAACACCAACAGACCCUUUGUCUGUCCAAACUGUUGCAAUUCAUGGAUGCUCAACCCCAUCAAGAAGGGCCCGCCGUUCUCCAGGACAUCAGCUGCUAAGGCAGGUCUCAGAUAGUCGAAUAUUAGGAUUGAAAUCACCUAAUAACAACUCAAUUUCUGAAGGAAGGCCGUCUUUUGUACUCUCCACUUGCAGCAACGACUUGAAUACUGGAUCUCAUGGUGGGUCUUCAGAUGGUUGGUCAAUGCGCACAUUCUCUGAGCUUGUGGCCUCUUCUCAAAGAGAAAGGUGGUCUUUUGAUAGUGAGUUUUUAGGCUCUGGCCGCAGUAAGAUAUGUGGAUCUAGCAGCAGGUUUUCAUAUUCACCAUCAACGGAUCUGCAAAUGUGUGGGGCUUGCUCAAAGAUCUUGACUGAGAGACCAGAGAAAAUUAUUGCCACUAAUGAGCUCUCAGUGGUUGCUGUGCUGGUGUGUGGGCAUGUUUACCAUGCUGAUUGCCUGGAGACAAUGACGUUAGAGGCCAAUAGGUAUGACCCAGCCUGCCCAAUUUGUAUGGUUGGGGAAAAGCAAGCCAUGAGGAUGUCUAGAAAAGCGUUGAGAGGUGAAGUAGAGAUGAAGGGGAGAAACAAUAAAAUAUCCAGAAACCGAGUUGUAGAUAGUUAUCUUGAUGGUGAUUAUGAGGUUUCUGACUAUAGAAAGGCUACUGAUCGAGAAGGAAGGGUUCCCAGAAUGGAACCUUGUUCCAGCACAAGGGGUUCCUUUGUGAAGCCAUUCUUGAAGCGGCACUUUUCACUUGGAUCUAAACGGACUAAACCCCUUUCAGAGAAUGAUACCUCUAGGAAGAAGGGGUUCUGGGCAAGGUACCGGAAGGAUUGAUCUUUUGGUGGGAAAUGCCGGGGAUAUGGUACUCUUUUUGAUGUCAGAAAGUUACCGGGUAUUGCUCAGCUGGAGUUAGCAUCUUACUCCUGGAAUUUCAGCCUCAUUGAUAAUGUAGAUCCCAUGGAUGUUUGCCUCAUAAUGCCCUAUUGACACGGAAGAAUGUAAUGCACGGUUGCACUACCUUUGGAUGUUUUUGUUGUUAGGUGGUGCAGAUUGGAGCAACUUCCAUUUUAGCCAUGGGAAGAAAAGGAUUGCAAAGCUUGAAACAUGAGGUUGAAGUUGGGAGAAACGGCCUUUUGAAACUUCUAUAUGUAUUUUUCUUGUGAUCAAUUGAGUAGAUAUUAGUAUCUUGUUGUGAUAAUAACUAGGGGGGGCACCAGUAGGUGAUAUGAUGGAAAUGACAUCAUUGUAUGCAUUGUAUGAAUUUUUUAAAUGAUUUUUUUUUUCACAGGUUUCUCAGGCAGCUAUCCUUCACAUCUCCCCCCUACCCGCUCCUGUCUCUCUCAUCCAGCCCUUUUUUAUGUUUGAGGGGAGCUAGUUUUUAAAGAAUACUACUAUUCUGAUGGAUUGUAAUAAGUAUAACAGGAACAUGUAUUUGAAAUGGAUGCGAAUCCAACUACCCAUUUUGCGUGGAAGCCAUUUGAACUGGGAAGAUAUUUAUGACACAUUACCAUGUUUAA